CCGAGAGAAUCAGCGAGGCAGGACUCCCAGAAGUGACUGGCAGCUGGGAUCUCUGAAAAGAGAGCGACAGAGAGCGACUGAGACAGACAGAAAGAGAGCGAGAGCGAGCGAGAGAGCGAAAGAGAGCGAGAGAGAGAGCGAACGAGACAGCAAACACGGAAAGCAAGCGAUCUAGACCGAGUAGGGGAAAUUGAGAUUUGGCAGGUUAGACUGGCAGGCAGACCGACAGAAGCUGUGACUGAAAGACUGAUCGGUCAGGCGCCGGAGAACCUCACACAGGUUCCUCCCGCUUUUCCUCUUAAAAAUAUACUAAUUUGCUUUAUCUGUGGCGCCUGAGAGAAUGCAGGACUCUGCGGACUUCAGCUCCAGUUAAGCUUUCUCAGAUAGGGAAGAAAGAUCAGCCCUGUACUGAGAAGGGGUGAAGAUAGCUAUCCCCUAUCCCCAACCCCUUCCCCCAAGGACCGAACUCAGGCGCUGAACACAGCCCUUCCCUACCACCCCACUUCCUCUUCUCCAUUCUAGCAUGGUGGCUGUAUGGACAGUCUGACAGAACAGAGACUGACAUCUCCCAAUCUGCCGGCCCCCCACCUUGAACACUACAGUGUUCUGCAUUGCACCAUGACCUUGGAUGUGCAAACUGUAGUCGUAUUUGCCGUGAUUGUAGUCCUCCUGCUUGUCAAUGUCAUACUCAUGUUUUUCCUGGGAACGCGCUGAAUGGAGUCCAGCCACCUAAACUGUUGCGAACUCCCGCUUUGAUUUCAUCCCAAGACUCAUCGAGAAACAAAAAUCAAGAGAGACAGAGACAGGGAAAGAGAGGGAGAGAAAGAGCAAGCUUUCUUACUCAGGGGGGAAAACGUGAGCUUCAACAUGGCCUCGCUGUGAUAUGUAUGACGUUGCUGAUCACUGGAGAUUCCAUCGUUAGUGCUGAGGCAGUAUGGGAUCACGUCACCAUGGCCAACCGGGAGUUGGCAUUUAAGGCUGGCGACGUCAUCAAAGUCUUGGAUGCUUCCAACAAAGAUUGGUGGUGGGGCAAGAUCGACGAUGAGGAGGGAUGGUUUCCUGCCAGCUUUGUGAGGCUCUGGGUUAACCAGGAGGAUGGUGUAGAGGAAGGACCGAGUGAUGUGCAGAAUGGGCAUUUGGACCCCAACUCAGACUGUCUUUGUCUGGGCCGGUCACUACAGAACCGGGACCAGAUGCGUGCCAAUGUCAUCAAUGAGAUCAUGAGCACUGAACGACAUUAUAUCAAGCACCUUAAAGACAUUUGUGAGGGUUACCUGAAGCAAUGCCGGAAGAGAAGGGACAUGUUCAGUGAUGACCAACUGAAGGUAAUCUUUGGGAAUAUUGAAGAAAUCUACCGGUUUCAGAUGGGUUUUGUAAGAGAUCUGGAAAAGCAGUACAACAAUGAUGACCCACAUCUCAGUGAAAUAGGACCCUGUUUCCUGGAACAUCAAGAUGGAUUUUGGAUAUACUCUGAGUACUGUAAUAACCACCUUGACGCCUGCAUGGAGCUUUCCAAACUGAUGAAGGACAGCCGCUACCAACACUUCUUUGAGGCCUGUCGACUCUUGCAGCAGAUGAUUGACAUCGCUAUUGAUGGUUUCCUUUUGACUCCAGUGCAGAAGAUCUGCAAAUAUCCCCUACAGUUAGCUGAGCUCCUCAAAUACACUGCCCAGGAUCAUAGUGACUACAGAUAUGUGGCAGCUGCUCUGGCUGUUAUGAGAAAUGUGACUCAGCAGAUCAAUGAGCGCAAACGACGUUUGGAAAAUAUUGACAAGAUUGCCCAAUGGCAGGCCUCUGUCCUAGACUGGGAGGGUGAGGACAUCCUAGACAGGAGCUCAGAGCUGAUCUAUACUGGGGAGAUGGCCUGGAUCUACCAGCCCUAUGGUCGCAACCAGCAGCGGGUCUUCUUCCUGUUUGACCACCAAAUGGUCCUCUGCAAGAAGGACCUGAUUCGGAGAGACAUUUUAUACUACAAAGGGCGCAUUGAUAUGGAUAAAUAUGAGGUAGUUGAUAUUGAAGAUGGCAGAGAUGAUGACUUUAAUGUUAGCAUGAAGAACGCAUUCAAACUUCAUAACAAGGAAACAGACGAGAUACAUUUGUUCUUUGCCAAGAAGCUGGAAGAAAAGAUCCGCUGGCUUAGAGCUUUUAGAGAAGAAAGGAAAAUGGUACAGGAAGAUGAAAAAAUUGGAUUUGAAAUUUCUGAGAAUCAAAAGAAACAGGCUGCAAUGACUGUGAGAAAAGUCUCUAAACAAAAAGGUGUCAACUCUGCUCGCUCAGUUCCUCCUUCCUACCCACCACCACAGGAUCCGUUAAACCAGGGCCAGUACCUGGUCCCUGAUGGCAUCGCUCAGUCACAGGUCUUUGAGGUCAGCGAACCCAAGCGCAGCCAGUCACCAUUCUGGCAAAACUUCAGCAGGUUAACACCCUUCAAAAAAUAAUACCUACAGGGAGUCAGAUGCUUUUUAAAUUUAAAUAUAAAUUAUAUUUAUAGAUAGACCUUUUUUCGGAGAAGCACUGUUGAAAUUUAUAUACAUAUAUAUGUAUUUCUAUAUAUGUAUAUAUGGACAUAAAAUCAGACCCUUGAGUAUACAGACAUAUAUACACACACAAACACACACAGAAGGAGCAAAAAUAUUUUCUGUUUGGGGAACUGAAAUCUGUGGUAAUUUAAAGGUACCAAUGACAUCUAAACACAUGAUCCUUUCUCUAAAAGUUUUCAAUUAUCACACUGACCCCCUUGCAUUUACUUUGAGAGACUGGUAUCUCUAUAUAUUUUUUUUAGUUAAGAUAAUCUAUUUACUCUUCUGUGAGUGGUUCAUUGACUUGUCAUUAUUAUCAUAGUUGUGUUUGCAUUGGCUUCUAGUUUUAUGAUAGUGAUGCUAAUGAGAUUUGAAUUUAAUGUGAAAUUAUAUUGUUUGACUCUUUUUCCCCCUUUCACUUUUCAGUGGGUUAAAAGAGGAUUCCCCCUUUUCCUCUCUCUUAGCUAACUAUCUACAGUUGUUUCUGUAGCACUGAAGUUUCUUGAAACAACAUUUCCCCUGCAUCUUUUGUACUCAGUCCCAUCAGUCUAGACAUGCUAUUUUGUGGCCUGUGAAAGUUUCUUGAUAAUUUCUUAUUGUUUUUAUUAUAUUUUAGGUGUUUUAAAAGGGCCUAAUUCAAACAGGAACAAGGUAUAUAUAUAUUUAUAUAUAUUUAUAUGUAUAUAGUCUCUCUGACAGAGUAUAAUGGAGCUGGAGAGGACGACUGUUCAAGAAACAUUCUACAUCUGGGUUGUUUUUUCUAGCUCUGGAAUUUCCCAUAUUAUAGCCCUGCUGUGUACUCAGAGUUUCAUAUCCAGUUUAGUUUGGAUCAAUUAAUCUCUUUCUCAAUAUGCUUUAGUUAUAAGAUUCCAGAUGCUAUGUCCUUCCACUAAUGGAAAAGAUGAACUGGAAGAUAAAAAAAGAUACGACCAUGACCCUUGGAGGAAAAAAUCAAUAGCCUUCCAGCAGCAAGUGAUUUAUAAAUUUUACCAUUGGUGUAAGGAAAUGUUCAUUCCUGCUCCCAAUUGUAUAUAGUUUAGGCAGCAUUUAUAGGAGUCUAUGGGGUAUAAUAAAAUGUAUGGUAUCCAAUAAAAAUAAUAUUUCCAACAUUAUUCCUUACUAUGCUAUUUAAAGCAUUUAAGGAGCUUAUAAAUAGUGUCUGAGGCAGAGAUUCUAUUUUCAUAACCAUUAUUGGCAUUUGUCUACCUGGAGAAAAUUAACUUCUCCCACAAAACUGAAGAAUCCUGUAUGAGUACAGGAAGUAUUAUUAUUUUUCACAUUAUAAUUUGAGUGGAGAGACAUUAAGCAGCAAUAAGAAUGGAGUAAGUUGGUAACCUGGAGAGUGUGAAUCUGUCCUGUCCCCAAGAGAUCUUCAUUACUAAAAAACUUUAGUUUACUAAGCAUUAGUGAUAGCUGAAUAGGACCUUAGAACAUCUGUUCUGGUUGCUGUUCUAUUACAAGCCCAGACCAAAUCUUCCUCAGCCUGAAAUUUUCCAUUUGUAAGAAUAAAAAUAUAGUGCUAUUUAAGUUUCCAUUUUAUCAUACUUAAUCAGACUUUUGGGGUAAAUCAAGGUUAAGACUAUUAUGGACAGAAAAAAAGGUCCUUGGAAUUAAUCACCACUUAUUAACCAGUUUCUUAAUACCCCAUUGGCAAGUAAAGUGGUGUCUAGUGCCUGAGCUAUGAAUAGCCUUACCAUCAAGCAUAAUACAUUUCAAUAACUGUGUAAGCCUCACUUUGUUGUGCAAAUUUUUUCCUAUUUUCUAUUCCUCCCAUGUGGCUUUGGCUUUGGCUUGUUACUCCAGAGCUUAUAGAUAGAUCAGAAAAGGAUGAUUUACAACUUGGAGGCCUACAACAUUUAUUACAAAAGUUCCCUCAUAUCAUCUGUUACUGUUAGUCUGGAUCUAGAGCUCUAGAAUCAGGGAUAUUACCUCAGCAUUCACUCACCUCAUACCUAACCAACCUACUGAUAUUUCAACAUGACAGUAACUUGUGAAAUGAAAAAAUCAGCUCACUGUUUUUAAAGUGGUAUCUCAGUUAUGUAAGCAAAGCAAAAUAAUGACCAAUAUCCUAUGGGAUGUCCCAUUACCUAGAGUCAGGGUCCAAGCCAAUCAUGUGUCCACACAGCAAUGCUAUCAUCAAGAACUCUGUAAAUCUCCCAUUUUUGCAUGGCCCCAAACUCUCCUUUCCUCAACUCAAUGAGAACGGAAUUUGUUCUACAAAUGGCUUUGCUUGUAUCUAGGGGACCUGAUAUGGGUGGUCCUAACACAGAAAUCCAGCUCUCCCUUUUCUCUUCCCUCUCCCUUUCUCUAUAUGUGUAUCUCUACUGAUUUAUAAGGACAACAAGUGAUAUCUAAUAAUUAUGAUGUGAUGCCAAAUAGUGAUCUUCUAGUGCUUUGGGGAUGGGGUGGGCUGGGUUGGAUCGAUGGGAAACAGCAAUUUUUAUUUCCCCUGCUGUGCUGCAUUUACCAGCUAAUUAUGUUUUUUCAGAAUGUUUGACCCUGUCAAACAAGUGUCAAAGUUGUGUGUUUAAAAAAUAUUUAACAAAAAUAAGAUGUUGUAAUGACACAAAGCCUUAUAAAAUAUUUAUGUAAUUCAAUAAAGAAGUAAAAAAUA
Messenger RNA from Suncus etruscus (white-toothed pygmy shrew), 5133 nucleotides. RefSeq names its product Cdc42 guanine nucleotide exchange factor 9 (gene ARHGEF9). The transcript is spliced from 10 exons. The record is from RefSeq and is a predicted model, not a curated record. Bases 888 to 2438 code for a protein of 516 amino acids. Gene Ontology annotation, molecular function: guanyl-nucleotide exchange factor activity; protein binding. NCBI's taxonomy places the organism in Eukaryota, Metazoa, Chordata, Mammalia, Eulipotyphla, Soricidae.